AAAAUGAGGAUAAAUAUCUUAUAUUUAGUGUAAAAGGUUGUCGGGACGCCAUGUUUAUACUGUCCUCCCACACAAAAGUAGCACCUCCAUAUUAUCAUAUUAUCAUUGGUGGAUAUGGAAACACACGGUCUACCCAAGCCAGACGGAUAAAUGCAUACAUACCUUUGAAGGAAUACUUUUCUUCUGAAAUGGAUUGUUAUAUUUACAAGCCAUUUUGGAUAAGUUGGGAACGUGGUAUUAUUGAAGUAGGGAGAGGAAAUGUAAUUGGUGAUAACGUUUUCCUGUCUGCAGUUGACCACUGUCCUUUCGCUAUAAAGAACAUUGAAAUAAGCACUGGUAAAGAUGGCGCAACAGUGGAUUGGACUAUUGUUCCUAACAGUACUAAUCAGACGAUUACCUCUUUGCAGAAUAGUCCCAUUAUGUCCAGGAAACUCUACAGGUUGGCAAAAGACUGUCCUACUUUUGAACAGAUACGGUCCAUGAAAAAAUAUUCGAUUGUUGAAUGUGGAUUGGAAUGUCUCGCAGAGAAGGACUGCUGUGGAUUUCGGUAUUACAAAACAAGUGGACUGUGUGGAAUUGUAUCUGAUAUCGCUACUGCUAAUAUUGUUACUUCUUAUCAUAAAAAGCAACUGUAGAUGGCGCUACGAUUGUUGUACAUAUAUACUGUGAACAUAGACUAUUGAAUAUAUUUAACAUUUGAUGUAAUUUUAAUACUUCAUUUAUUUCUAUAAAAACGUUUAACGCAGUACAUUUCA
Molecule: messenger RNA, 755 nt
Organism: Mytilus californianus (California mussel)
Lineage: Eukaryota; Metazoa; Mollusca; Bivalvia; Mytilida; Mytilidae
Exons: 2
Coding region: 51-635 (194 amino acids)
Source: RefSeq, a predicted model, not a curated record